Gossypium arboreum is the source of this 1371-nucleotide messenger RNA. Its product is annotated as proline iminopeptidase. Gene Ontology annotation, cellular component: cytoplasm. Gene Ontology annotation, biological process: proteolysis. Lineage: Eukaryota; Viridiplantae; Streptophyta; Magnoliopsida; Malvales; Malvaceae. Bases 95 to 1282 code for a protein of 395 amino acids. The transcript is spliced from 11 exons. The record is from RefSeq and is a predicted model, not a curated record. Gene Ontology annotation, molecular function: aminopeptidase activity.
UCUGCCUAGGAAUCUAAUUCCAAGGCCCAAUGCGAUGCUUAUCAGUUAGCCUAAGAAGCAUCCUCCUUAUGCCACCACUACCCCGAAAGUAAGAAUGAGAUUAGGGUUUAAAUUUGCCUCAAAAUCAAACACUUUCUUCACUCAUUCCUCGCUACCACCCGCAUUUCCUUCUUCCCUUCCCUACUUCCCUUCACUUUCCAAAAAUUUCACUUUCUCAGGGAAAAAGAAGUUAUCUUUGUGGGUGCAAAGGGUCGGAUUUAAGACUGAGACUCAGUUAAGUGAUAAAAUGGAGUCAGGGAACCCAACUGAACAACUUAUCAGGAAUCUUUAUCCUCCUAUUGAGCCUUAUAGCACAGGUUUUCUCAAGGUUUCUGAUGUUCACACAAUCUACUGGGAGCAGUCAGGAAACCCUGAUGGCCAUCCAGUCGUGUUUCUUCAUGGGGGACCUGGAGGAGGAACAUCACCAAGUAACCGAAGGUUCUUUGAUCCUGAAUUUUAUAGGAUCAUUUUAUUUGAUCAGCGUGGUGCUGGAAAGAGUACACCCCAUGCUUGCUUGGAAAAUAACACCACUUGGGAUCUUAUUGAUGACAUUGAAAAGCUAAGAGAACACUUGAAAAUUCCAGAAUGGCAGGUCUUUGGUGGCUCUUGGGGAAGUACACUUGCUCUUGCUUACAGUGAAUCACAUCCUGACAAGGUUACUGGCUUGGUCCUAAGAGGGAUAUUCCUUUUGCGGAAGAAAGAGAUCGAUUGGUUUUAUGAAGGUGGUGCUGCUGCUAUUUAUCCUGAUGCUUGGGAACCGUUUAGAGAUCUUAUUCCAGAAAAGGAGAGGGAGAGUUUUGUUACUGCUUACCACAGGAGACUGAAUUCUGAGGAUUUGGAAAUACAAUAUGCAGCUGCUAGGGCAUGGACCAAAUGGGAAAUGAUGACUGCCCAUCUUCUACCAAAUGAUGAAAACAUCAAGAGAGGGGAUGAUGAUUAUUUUUCACUGGCUUUUGCAAGGAUUGAGAACCACUACUUUGUGAAUAAAGGGUUCUUUCCUUCUGAUUCGUUCUUGUUAGACAAUGUUGACAAAAUAAGGCAUAUUAACACUACGAUUGUACAGGGAAGAUAUGAUGUUUGCUGUCCCAUGAUGUCUGCUUGGGAUCUCCACAAAGCAUUUCCAGAGGCGGAUUUUAAGGUUGUUCCAAAUGCGGGGCAUUCAGCCAACGAACCAGGAAUAGCUGCUGAACUUGUGGCUGCAAACGAGAAGCUGAAAAGCCUUGCCAAGAAGAACAAACCUUGAAAUUCGAAAGCUAAGUCUACAUGUUGAUUUGCCUCAUAAACACAAGCAGUUUGAUAAUCAAUUGAAGAGAAUUUGGUUUAAACUUAGAA